Messenger RNA from Pseudovirgaria hyperparasitica, 735 nucleotides. RefSeq lists its product as uncharacterized. The transcript has a single exon. NCBI's taxonomy places the organism in Eukaryota, Fungi, Ascomycota, Dothideomycetes, Acrospermales, Acrospermaceae. Bases 1 to 735 code for a protein of 244 amino acids. The record is from RefSeq and is a predicted model, not a curated record.
AUGAUCAUCUCAUCUCAUCUCGUUCUAAAAUCACCUCCAACCUUGACGAUGAUUCGCGACGACGCACCUACAUCUUAUCGCGAUCGCGCUGAUAUCUUGAUGGGCUCUAGCAGAUCGUCCGACGAAGGACACGCCAUACAUGUACAGGAUGAGCCACAACGGAUUGACACAGACGACAUCUUUGAAGACUCACCAGGACAUGCGGGGCCGGACACGGUAAGUGCUGAAGUCUCGGAGAUACCGUCUCUUCGUCGACUGCAUGAGACUGCAGGAUACAGAGAGGGUGUCACAGCGUCCAAGGCCAACCAUCUUCAAGAUGGCUUCGACGAGGGCUUUGCUCUUGGAGCAGAGAUGGGCGUACGAGCUGGCUGGAUCCUCGGGUGUUUUGAUGGCAUCACCAAAGCACUGGCUUGUAGAGCCGCCGUACCAUCUGGUGUGGACGAUGCCUCGCCGUCGACGAUGGCUCAGGAUGUCAAGGGCGAUGUCGAUGAAAGCAUCAGGCUGUCAGCGUCUGCGAGAGACGAGUUGAGACUAGAGAUGCUGUUUGGGAGUGAAUGGAUCAACGAAGAGGGCAUGUGGAAAUGGGAAGUGCCGGAAGACGGAGAUAUUACAUUCAAAGAAGUCGCCGCUUGUCACCCAGUUCUGGCCAAAUGGAACGCUAUUCUCAACAAGACUGCCAGGCAAUACCAAGUUCAUCUCGCGUUCCCGAGCGCGGAUGGAAUUGAUGAAGCUUAA